GGCUAACAAAGAGGGGUGGAGGUGGAUGAUGAAUAAAAGGAGGUGUGUGGCCCUGAGCCCAGGGCUGCAGGGUAUGGGAGAGGAGGGAGACCCAAUCUCUGAAAAACCUACCAGCUUACCCUGAUGACAUGACAAACCGAGGUGGGUGACUUUGAUUUUGGAGCAUUAGAAACAGGAUUAGAAAGGUCAAGGGGUUAGGUUGAGUCAGUCAUUGAGCCAUGGGUGAUGUUAUAGGGCCUGGGGAUAAUGAGAAGAGAAAUGUUGAGGGUUGAGGCAAGGCUCCAGGCUGAGUGGAGCAGAGAGGAUGGGAAAAGGCUUGACUCAGAGAGAUGUGGAAGCCACAGUUUUCAAAGAGAUGUUGGCAAUCAAAGGGGCUCAUGGAUUGAAGUGGUCCUGGUGGAAAAACUAGCUGUCAACAGAGAGGAGGACUUGCCCUGGAAACCUCAACUAUUUCCUACUAUCUCGUUGACUUUGUUUUACUACAAGUGUAUUCUUUGUAAUGUCACCUCUUUAUAUAAUCAGUGAAUAUCAUUAAACAUCCAUUUCCUGAGCAACUCUGUUGCCUUAAGCAUGGGGCCUGAGUCUGAGGGGAGGCCACUUCUGAGGGGAGGUCACGUAUGAGUGGCUGUGAAGAGGCUGAAUCCCAUCUAAGGUAGAGUUGAGGGCCUGCCCCAUGAGAAUGAUGUCAGAAUGCUCAGGGAUGACAGCUUGACACCACAAAGCACCAUGCUGUUGGCCUAGCAACUGCCAGACCAGAACCACCUCAUUAGUCCACGCAUUCUUAACUAAGGAUGAUGCAUCUAUCAACUCCCCAGCCACGAUGUAGGCUCUACUGGGAGUGGAGGAAUAAUAAGAUGGAUACAAGAGUCCUUACCCUGGAGUUUACACACUGAUGAAGCACAGAUAAGUGGAAAUGUGAUGUGAAAGUUCAUGGCUAAAGCCGAGUUGUAAUCCUUUGGAAUUCCUGAGCAGGGGAGGAGAAGAUUAGAGAAGGCUUCCCAGAAGUAGGAGUUUGAAGGCAAGCAGAAGAGCAUAUGUAAACGCACCAGGCUGUGAAAUGGCCUGAUCUAUUUUGGCAGCCAUCUCUGGGGUCUGAAAUAAGAUGGAGUAGGAGUUAGAAGCAGGGGACCCACAAGUGAAGACCCUGAUGGUGAAAUAUGAGAGGCAAGCAUCCAGGCAUUUGAUGGGGGCCCUCAGUAUCUCCUGUUUUUGUCACUAGAGAUCUGUCAUAUCCUCCUACUCAUAAUGAGAAUAGUUCUGCUCCAAUCAGCCAAGGUGGACCUCAUGGACAUCAACAAGCUCUUCUCCCUCCUGCAGCCCGAUAAGGAGGAGGAGGACACCGACACAGGGGAGAAGCAGGCUCUCAAUCAAGCAGUGUACAACAAUGACUCCUAUACCUUGGACCAGCUUUUGCUCCAGGAGCGUUACAAACGAUUCAUCAACAGUAGAAGUGGCUGGGGUGUCCCUGGGACACCCUUGCGCUUGGCUGCUUCUUAUGGCCACCUUAGCUGCCUGCAGGUCCUCCUGGCACAUGGUGCUGACGUUGACAGCUUGGAUGUCAAGGCACAGACACCACUUUUUACCGCUGUUAGUCAUGGCCAUCUGGACUGUGUGCGUGUGCUUUUGGAAGCUGGUGCCUGUCCUGGUGGUAGCAUCUACAACAACUGCUCUCCUGUGCUCACAGCCGCCCGUGAUGGUGCUGUUGCCAUCCUGCAGGAGCUCCUGGGUCAUGGUGCUGAGGCCAAUGUCAAGGCGAAACUACCAGUCUGGGCGUCAAACAUAGCUUCAUGUUCUGGCCCUCUCUAUUUGGCUGCAGUCUACGGUCACCUUGAUUGUUUCCGCCUGCUUUUGCUCCAUGGGGCAGACCCUGACUACAACUGCACUGACCAGCACCUUUUGGCUCGAGUCCCAAGGCCCCGUACCCUCCUCGAAAUCUGCCUCCACCAUAAUUGUGAGCCAGAGUACGUCCAGCUGUUAAUUGAUUUUGGUGCUAACAUCUACCUUCCAUCUCUCUCCCUGGACCUGAACUCACAAUAUGACAAAGGCACUGCAUUGCUGCUACAGGCCCGAGCCACUCCACGGUCACUACUAUCACAGGCUCGUUUAGUUAUCCGCAGAGCCCUGCGCCAUGCCAGCCAGCCACAAGCCAUCGACCAGCUGGAUAUCCCCCCCGUGUUGAUUAGCUACCUCAAGCACCAACUGUAAUCUUGUAGCCUGCCCAGAAACCCACAACGCCUCCAAAAAACCACCUGAGGACCCAGGUAGCCAGAGGUCUACCCACUCACCUAAAGCUGCUCUCCUGUAUUAUCCUGCACAAUAAACUCCUCAACAAAAUAAA
Hippopotamus amphibius kiboko is the source of this 2338-nucleotide messenger RNA. It is a transcript of the gene ASB12, whose product is annotated as ankyrin repeat and SOCS box containing 12. The record is from RefSeq and is a predicted model, not a curated record. Gene Ontology annotation, molecular function: protein binding. Bases 1246 to 2205 code for a protein of 319 amino acids. Lineage: Eukaryota; Metazoa; Chordata; Mammalia; Artiodactyla; Hippopotamidae. Gene Ontology annotation, biological process: intracellular signal transduction. The transcript has 2 exons.